Messenger RNA from Rotaria sp. Silwood1, 1131 nucleotides. The record is from the annotation of a GenBank genome assembly. Lineage: Eukaryota; Metazoa; Rotifera; Eurotatoria; Philodinida; Philodinidae.
CGUGCUGUUAAUCUUGAUUCAAUAACAAAUCCAAAAGAUCGUGCUGCUAUUGAAACACAAAUAAGAAAUUUUGGUCAAGCACCAGCACAACUUUUAACUGAACCACAUCCACCAAGAAAUUCAGCAAUGAAUUUAACUCCAAUGAUUACACCAGAAGAUGUAUCAAUGAUAAUGAAAUUUUCAUCAAAUGCACCUAUUAUUCAUGUUUCUGCUAAUACAAAUCCAACACUUUCUAUACAAGCUAUUAUUACAAUUAGUAAUAAACAUAACUUUUCUAUAAAUAAAUAUCAUCCAAAUGCUAGUACACCAACACAAACUUAUUCUGAAUCAUCACAAGCAUCAAUACAUCAACAAACACAAUUACCAUUAAGCAUGGAUUCAAUAUUAGGCAGAUUAAUUCUAUAUUUUGUUGUUACUGCUGAUAAUCGUUAUAUAAUAUCAACUGGUUAUUGGGAUAAAAGUUUUUGUGUACAAAAUACUGAUAUAGCGAAAAUUACACAAGUAUUCUAUGGUCAUUUUGAUAUUGUUACAUGUGUAUGUCGUUCAGAAGUAACUAUUGCUGGAAAUUGUUUUCUUGCAACUGGUUCACGUGAUUGUACAGUUUGUAUUUGGAUAUGGAAUGGUACAAACGGUGCAAUAGUUGAUCGUGAAUAUCCAAAUCAAGAAAUCAAUCCAUCACGAGCAGCAAUUUUAACUGGUCAUGAUAGAGAAAUCACAUGUUUAUGGAUAUCAGCUGAACUUGGUAUUGUUUUAAGUGGUAGUGAACUAAGUCUUGUACUUCAACAUACACUUAAUAGUGAUAUAUUACGUUCAUUUGAAAAUCCAUCAAAAAUAUCUACACCACGUCUAUUAUCACCAUCAAAUGAUGGUGAUAGUAUUGUUUGUUAUGAUCGUUCAAAAUUAUUUAUUGGUGGUGAUCGAGGUUUUGUACAAAUCAUUCGAACACAUGAUUUACAACCUGUUUAUGCUUAUCCACAAUGUGAUGCUAGUAUUCGUUCAUUAGCAAUAACUCAUGAUCAAAAAUAUAUCAUGGCAGGUCUUUCUACAGGUUGUUUGAUUGUAUUUAAUUUUAAUUUUAAUGUUCUUAAUCAACCCCGACGUGAUUCUGGAACGCCUAUUGCAAAUGUUUAA